UAUUAUCUCAGCCUGUCCUCUUAGCGUUACAAUAUUCACUCGGAAAACAGGUGCGCGGAGAGAGGCGUCUGUUGCAGUGACCGCAUAUCCAUUUAAACGCAAAAGGGGAAAAAUAAUGGAGACUCUUCAUAUCCACCGGUUUAGUGCGGCUCAGCCGGAGACUUAUCACAUUAAGGAGUCCACACAGGUACCAUGAGAAGGUUUACUGGACGGACUGGAUUUUGGACUACUCUGCGCUGAGAUGGACUGCAACUUAGGUGUCUUUUUACGAGAUGUUAUGCGCUCGCGCGGUAAAUUUGGCCCCGUUUUUUUAAACCAGUAAUUAGCAUUAGAUUUGGGUAUGUCGUCCACGUUCAACACGUUGCCCGGGAGCGAGUCAGGAACAGGUCAAUGGUUCACUCCAUCCAUAAUUUAGGAUGAUGCCCCGCGGUCAAACCUGCUUGGUUUCGUCCCUGUUACUUCACCCUGUCAUUGGACUUCAGAUGUUUCACUGGCAGCCUGAGCGCUCCUAAGUGCUCGCUAUCAACUUGCCUGGCUGUCAUCCUAGAGAGGUGAUGCGACGGUUUGUCUACUGCAAGGUGGUGUUGACCACCUCUUUAGUGUGGGUGCUGGUGGAUGUGUUCUUGCUGUUGUACUUCAGCGAGUGUAACAAAUGUGAUGAUAGGAAGGACCGCUCGCUGCUCCCUGCUCUUCGAGCAGUGAUAUCACGGAGCCACGAGGGUCCAGGUGAGAUGGGCAAAGCGGUAAACAUCCCUAAGGAUGACCAGGAGAAAAUGAAGGAGCUCUUUAAGAUUAACCAGUUCAAUCUGAUGGCCAGUGAUAUGAUUGCACUCAACAGGAGUCUGCCAGAUGUGAGGCUGGAUGGCUGUAAGACCAAAGUGUACUCAGAUGACCUGCCCAACACCAGCAUUGUCAUCGUGUUUCACAACGAGGCAUGGAGCACGCUGCUGCGAACUGUUCACAGCGUCAUCAACCGCUCUCCUAAACACUUGCUGGUGGAAAUUAUCCUAGUUGAUGAUGCCAGCGAGCGAGAUUUCCUAAAGAAGAAACUGGAGAACUAUGUGCGUACUCUGGAGGUGCCGGUGAGGAUCCUGAGGAUGGAGCAGCGUUCAGGUCUAAUCAGAGCCAGGUUGAGGGGGGCAGCCGCCACCACCGGUCAGGUCAUCACCUUUCUUGAUGCUCACUGCGAGUGUACUGUUGGCUGGCUAGAGCCCCUGCUGGCUCGCAUCAAAGAGGACAGGACUGCAGUGGUGUGCCCUAUCAUAGAUGUCAUCAGCGACGAGACAUUUGAAUACAUGGCAGGCUCUGAUAUGACUUACGGUGGAUUCAACUGGAAGCUGAAUUUUCGAUGGUAUCCUGUUCCCCAGCGGGAGAUGGAUCGACGCAAAGGGGAUAGAACACUCCCUGUCAGGACUCCCACCAUGGCAGGAGGAUUAUUCUCUAUAGACAAGACGUAUUUUGAAGAAAUUGGGAGUUACGAUCCAGGGAUGGAUAUCUGGGGAGGAGAAAACCUGGAAAUGUCUUUUAGAAUUUGGCAAUGCGGUGGCUCCUUGGAAAUUGUAACAUGUUCACAUGUGGGCCAUGUUUUCCGGAAGGCCACCCCAUACAGUUUCCCUGGAGGAACGGGCCAAGUCAUCAACAAGAACAACAGGCGCCUGGCCGAAGUCUGGAUGGAUGAUUUCAAAGACUUCUUUUAUAUCAUAUCACCAGGCGUGAUGCGGGUGGAGUACGGAGACGUCUCCUCUCGCAAAACCCUCCGUGAAGCCUUAAAGUGCAAACCGUUUUCCUGGUAUCUAGAGAACAUCUACCCAGACUCCCAGAUCCCAAGAAGAUACUACUCUCUUGGUGAAAUCAGAAAUGUUGAAACCAACCAGUGUAUGGACAACAUGGGGAGAAAGGAGAACGAGAAGGUUGGCUUUUUCAACUGCCAUGGCAUGGGUGGAAACCAGGUGUUCUCGUACACUGCGGAUAAAGAAAUCAGAACAGAUGACCUCUGCCUGGAUGUCUCCCGCCUCAACGGGCCUGUUGUCAUGCUCAAGUGUCACCACAUGAAGGGCAAUCAGAUGUUUGAGUACGAUGCUGAGCGACUUACUCUGCUGCAUGUGAAUAGCAACCAGUGCUUGGACAUGCCCUCUGAGGACGACAAGAUGGUCCCCACAUUGAGAGACUGCAAUGGCAGCCGUUCCCAGCAGUGGCUGCUCCGUAACAUGACCCUUAGCGUCUGACUCUUCACCUCAGUCCUCUGUCGUUCUCCACCCAACCAGUCCUGGCUUUCCUUACCCUCACCAGAUGGCUCUUACCACACAUCAUGCACCUCUUGCUUUUACAUCCUGGCCAAGAAAUGCAGAGAACUGGGCAGCAGCGGCUUUUCUUCCAUUUGAUCGUAUUACAGUUCAACACAGGUUUGAGGAUAAACUGCACUGGCACCUGCAUUUCUAAAAAUAUGAUGAGCUGUAGCUUUGGGAACUUUUACAGAUCUGAACUAGGAUAAUGACGUAUCGGGUCGUGCAUGGAAAACACUCACAUCAAAGGAGUCACACUGUGAUGGACACCUGCUAGCUGUGAAUCUGCUGCACUGACUGCUGAUUAGCUUCUGGAAAAACAUAAACAGGAGACCAUUUGUCAUUUUCUGAGACGUAUCUUUGCAAUGGUUGAGAUUCUAUAACCACCACUGUAUCCAGACAGGCAUUGAUGUAUCUACUAUAGGUACAGUUGUAAAAGAAAACAGCUGGUUUGCUGCUCAUUCUCUUUUCGUGUCGGUGUCUACUGUGUCUAUGCUUGAAGCAGAAUGGUGGUCAUUUUAACUGCAACUGUUGACUAACAUAUGGAGAUCAGCACUGAUAGGUGUUACCCUCUUAAGGUGAUUUACUGAAGGGAUAAAGUCGUAGCCCUGUAUAACCUACAAAUGCUUUUCCUUCUUCUAUCAAGCCCACUGUAGCAUUAGCUAUUUAGGACGUGUCUUUUUAUCACAUUUCAUGAGACCGUGUGGUAAUAAAUCUGCUCGAGAGAAAACGGAAGCCCAACCUUAACAAACUGAACAAUCAAAUUUCAGUUGAAGCCCUGACACCCAUAUCAGUUGUUACAGUUUAACUUAAGAGGAGUGCCAUUUUUAUGAAGAUCCCUUAAACUUGGUUAAAGAGUUGUACUAAUCUCUUUAAAGUUUCUAGUACUGUGCAGAAAGUCUUGAGCCACCCUUAACUUCUUGAUAUUUGCAGUGCUUUAUUGAAGUAUGCAAACAUACAUGGAGAUGCAGUAUAAGACAAAACAGUUUGUAUAAUUCUAGGGAGCUUUAAAAAAAAUCAGUUUUUAGUAUUCUUCAACACAGCCUGAACUCUCUUAGGCAGCUUUCUUGUAACU
Messenger RNA from Maylandia zebra (zebra mbuna), 3357 nucleotides. It is a transcript of the gene galnt13, whose product is annotated as polypeptide N-acetylgalactosaminyltransferase 13. The record is from RefSeq and is a predicted model, not a curated record. Gene Ontology annotation, biological process: protein O-linked glycosylation. Gene Ontology annotation, cellular component: Golgi apparatus. Gene Ontology annotation, molecular function: polypeptide N-acetylgalactosaminyltransferase activity. NCBI's taxonomy places the organism in Eukaryota, Metazoa, Chordata, Actinopteri, Cichliformes, Cichlidae.